AUGCGUUACUUCCUCCUCCUCGCCGCCCUCGUGUUGGCCGUCGUCGGCUUCACCGGGCUGCCGUCCACCUACACGGCAAAGCAGAAGAAGAACGCGUGCGCGGACUAUUGCAAUGGCCAGGUUACCUCCCUUUCCACCGGAUUUCCCUUCGAAACCGAUGGAUGGGAGCUGUGCAACUGCGGUCCUGCUCAGGCUACUGGAAGCUGGUCUGCCUCUACCUGCUACACGUCGUGCUACAACCGUUGCAUCAGCACCCUGGGAUACUGUGCCUGGAACUACGCCACCAACACCGACUACCACGGCCUGUGCUGCACCAACUCGAACACGACGGCCUCGGUCUGGAACAAGUGCUUCACGCCCGGCUCUGGACUUUGCUACCAGGCU
Messenger RNA from Mesorhabditis spiculigera, 384 nucleotides. The record is from the annotation of a GenBank genome assembly. NCBI's taxonomy places the organism in Eukaryota, Metazoa, Nematoda, Chromadorea, Rhabditida, Rhabditidae.